CUGGCUUCCAGUUUGCCCUGGAGUUUACUCAGAGUUUAGGCUCCUCAGAACAACAAAGCUACCAUGGGUCUGGAGAAGUCCCUCAUCCUGUUUCCAUUGCUCCUCCUGGUGGCUGGAUGGGUUCAGCCUUCCUUGGGCAAGGAAACUUCUGCCAUGAAGUUCAAGCGACAGCAUGUGGACUCGGGUUCCCCCAGCAGCAGCCCCACCUACUGCAACCAAAUGAUGCAGAGGCGGGAAAUGACGAAGGGAUCCUGCAAGCCUGUAAACACCUUUGUGCAUGAAUCCCUAGAGGAUAUCCAGGCCGUCUGCUCCCAGGAAAACGUCAAAUGCAAGAACGGGCGAACUAACUGCUACAAGAGCCGCUCCGCCCUGCACAUCACCGACUGCCACCUGACUGGCAGCUCCAAGUACCCCAACUGCCAGUACAAAACCAGCCAGCAGCAGAAGCACAUCAUUGUGGCUUGUGAGGGGAACCCCUUCGUGCCGGUCCACUUCGAUGCUUCUGUAUAG
Molecule: messenger RNA, 510 nt
Organism: Onychomys torridus (southern grasshopper mouse)
Lineage: Eukaryota; Metazoa; Chordata; Mammalia; Rodentia; Cricetidae
Gene: Rnase1
Product: ribonuclease A family member 1, pancreatic
Exons: 2
Coding region: 64-510 (148 amino acids)
Molecular function (GO): nucleic acid binding; RNA nuclease activity
Source: RefSeq, a predicted model, not a curated record